Tripterygium wilfordii is the source of this 1099-nucleotide messenger RNA. Its product is annotated as GTP-binding protein SAR1A-like. The coding region runs from base 158 to 739 and encodes 193 amino acids. Gene Ontology annotation, cellular component: COPII vesicle coat; endoplasmic reticulum exit site. The record is from RefSeq and is a predicted model, not a curated record. Lineage: Eukaryota; Viridiplantae; Streptophyta; Magnoliopsida; Celastrales; Celastraceae. The transcript is spliced from 3 exons. Gene Ontology annotation, molecular function: GTPase activity; GTP binding. Gene Ontology annotation, biological process: endoplasmic reticulum to Golgi vesicle-mediated transport; vesicle organization; intracellular protein transport.
GAUAUUCUCAUUCGGAGGCUUUAGGCUUACUUGAAUUCGACGAUCUGGUUUGCUCCUCCUUUUCCUUGAAUAGGUUAAGAUUGUCUCACGAGAGUGUUCGACCAACGACUCUACUUGAAAUUGUGAUCGAAUUUUUUCGUAAAUUGAAUAAGCCGCCAUGUUUCUUUUCGAUUGGUUCUACGGCGUCCUGGCUUCCCUCGGUCUCUGGCAAAAAGAAGCCAAGAUUCUCUUCUUAGGGCUCGAUAAUGCCGGAAAGACUACUUUACUUCACAUGUUGAAAGACGAGAGAUUGGUCCAACAUCAGCCAACACAAUAUCCUACUUCAGAAGAACUUAGCAUCGGGAAUAUUAAGUUCAAGGCAUUUGAUUUGGGAGGUCACCAGAUUGCUCGCAGAGUUUGGAAGGAUUACUAUGCCAAGGUGGAUGCUGUGGUUUACCUUGUUGAUGCCUACGACAAAGAGAGGUUUGCAGAAUCAAAGAAGGAGCUGGAUGCUCUCCUUUCUGAUGAGGCCCUGGCUAAUGUUCCAUUUCUGAUUUUGGGCAACAAGAUAGACAUACCAUAUGCUGCUUCGGAGGAGGAGUUGCGGUAUCACCUUGGCCUCACCAACUUCACCACUGGCAAGGGGAAGGUGAACCUGGCAGACUCAAAUGUCCGUCCAUUGGAGGUCUUCAUGUGCAGUAUUGUACGCAAAAUGGGUUAUGGUGAUGGCUUCAAGUGGCUCUCGCAAUACAUUAAGUAGGGAAAUUGUCAGAGGUGUAAAACAGAUCCCCGGCAUAGCCCAACCUCGUUGCAACCCUCUUGAAAGUUGUGUAUUCAUCUUCAUGUUUGAUCUAAGUCUUUAUAUGGGCUUGAAAUUCGAUCUAUUGUGCUAUGGAUCUGUGUGGAAGGACUUAAGGAGGUAGUAAUAUCGUUAUUCUGUAAAAUUUGCCUGUGGCAUCUCAAGUCUUUCUCUGCCACUGUAGUUUGUUGAUCAACAUUGCCCUACCAUGUCAUAUUUCUUUCAUUUAGAGUAAGGAGGUAGAAAUUUCUAUUGCAAAUACUUUGUGGACUUGCGAAACGCUGUGCAUGGAAUGUCAUUUUAGGGAUGUGUUCUGGUACC